AUGUCCAACAGAAAUUAGAAGUCUAAAAGUCCACAAGUUUAAUAACCGAAAAUUAUUGAUAAAGAUUUGAUGAAAUAUUUGAUAUUUUAGAAAAUUGUUAAACCAUAAGUGCCAUCAGAAUUGAUUAUGAAAACAUAACCAGAUGAAGAUUCUGAAGUUGAGGAUUUCAAACUUGAAAUAGAAAUGAAGUAUUUAUUAAGCUAUAUAAAUUCUAGAUAUAAGAAUUGUAAAAUUAAUCACACAUUCAAAUUUCCAAAAGAGAACUAUGAAUCCUCAUCGGAUACAUCUUUGCAAUCCUUAAAAGAUGUUUCAACUUAUAACUUAAAUUGUGAUAAUUUGGAUCGAUUGACUGAUGCAACUUAACCUCAUUUUAUGAAGGCUCUCAAUGAAAGAUUAAUGAAAUUAACAGAUCUGAUUGUUGAUGAAUCUCAAACAAAAACUAAAUAAUUUAACUAUGCCCCAAAUUUAAAGUCUUCCAGGUUUAAGAAAUUUAUAAUUUAGAAUAUAGAAGUUACGUGGAACCAAUAUAUCUAAUACAUCAAUUACAAAACCUACAGAGUUGUCUGUAAAUGCAGCCAGUCAAAGUUAAGGUAGAGAGAGUGUGAUUACGAAACCACCAUCAAAUUUAGGUUUCAGAGCUACACCUACAUUAUCAUCUGAAAAGAAAAAUAAAUCUAAAUAAAUUCAAUAAAUCUUGAAAAUUACUUAAUAAAAAUACAUGAAUAAUUAAAAGUAAUUCCAUUGUAGAUUUAUAGCGUAGGUGGGACCUUUUACAAAAAGACUCCUUAGGUCAAUAAUAAUUACAUAAACAUCAAUUCAAAUAUUAAUAAUAGUAUAGUAGUUAAUGGGAAAAAGAAUUUCCAAGAUAUCAGAAUUAAAACUGAAUAGGAUGAACCUGAAAUUAGUUUAUAAUAAUAUUAGGUAAUACCAAAUUCCAGGUAUUCAUAAUUAUAUAUAAUUAGACCAAAAAUGAGAGAGUCUACAAUCAAGAGUAAAAAAUUGGAUAUAUCUAUUGGUUAUAAAAAUCUUACUUUGGACAGCCAAUACCCGGAAAAUUAUAGUCGCCAUGCUAAGAGUUAAAAUAAGAAUUAUAAGGUUUGA
Paramecium primaurelia is the source of this 1101-nucleotide messenger RNA. The record is from the annotation of a GenBank genome assembly. Lineage: Eukaryota; Ciliophora; Oligohymenophorea; Peniculida; Parameciidae.